CCGGCUGGUUGGGCAGACUUGACGCCUCUCCCACACCCACAAACAUCAAAACGAAAAAAAAAUGAAUUAUAAAACGUUCUUUUUGUGAUGGUGCCUGAUUUCAAAGUAAAACAAAAAUGGGGCCUUCUUUGAAAAUAGUCCUAUUGUCCUGCGUGGCAGGUAGUCUUUACCUGUACGGGAGUCUCUUGAUUCUGGUCGACACCCUGCUGAGUUCACUGCCGCUACCCGUGAUCUUCCCUUUACUCCUAUUGCUUCUAGUCUAUGGCAUUCGCCUGCAGCCUUCACCUGAUUAUUUGGUCGAAUCAGUUCUUGGAAAAGACCUUGAUCCAGAGGCUGACGAAGACAAAAAUGAGGAGACCUCGCACGAGUUCUAUUUAGACAGGGUCGCUCACCGAGGGGCGGGAUAUGACGCACCUGAAAACAGCAUAUCAUCAUUUCAAUUGGCACACGAACAUGGUUGCAUGGCAGUAGAAUUUGACGUAGCCUUGACUGCAGACGGGGUUCCAGUUUUGUUUCAUGACAAAAGUCUCCUUCGCAUGUGCGAGGUUGACAAGAAAAUUAGUGAAAUGACUUUCGAGGACUUGGAAAUUCUUGACAUUUCGACAACUCACCCUCUCAGUCGCAGCUUUGCCGGUGAACAAAUUCCACAAUUGGACGAAGCAAUCGAAGAGUGUCUGAAAUUAGAUAUGCGAGUGUUCAUCGAUUUGAAAGACAACGAUACUAGAACCCUGAUAGCAGUUCUCAAGAUGUUUGAAAAAUACCCUGAUUUACAAGCAAGGGCAGUCAUUACCUCCUUUUAUCCUAACCUGAUUUUCUGGGUUAAACGGGCCGUGCCUAGUGUUGUAUGCGCUCUUUCGUGGCGUCCAGGUUUGAUCGCCUAUGAGGACUACACAUACUCACGGUCCGUUGGUGGACCUUACCGCAGAAGGUAUCCUGUGUUCUGGCAACAUGCUUUGGCCGUGAUUGCUGAUGUAAUUCACCAAUGGUGUUUCUUCAACGUUUAUGACUUCCUCCUGGGCAUUUCUGCUGUCAUUGUGCACAAAGAUUGUUUAUCACCGGAUCAAGUUCGACAAUGGCGAAAGAGAGGGGUCAGGGCCAUAGCCUGGCCUGUCAACCUAGCGUGUGAAAAGGAAUACUUUUCCAAGGCACUUCAUGUCACCUAUAUGACGGACACGCUGAGGGAGUUACAUAAUAGCUGCAUUAUAUGAUUCAAAAACACGUUUGGCCGGUGCGCCGCCCGCCAUACAGCACCCAUUCUCCACUUUACACGAGGGACCUGUUGCCCACCUCUGAUCGCACCACGACACAUGCGAGCACUGCAAACAC
Molecule: messenger RNA, 1326 nt
Organism: Neocloeon triangulifer
Lineage: Eukaryota; Metazoa; Arthropoda; Insecta; Ephemeroptera; Baetidae
Product: glycerophosphodiester phosphodiesterase 1
Exons: 8
Coding region: 117-1208 (363 amino acids)
Biological process (GO): lipid metabolic process
Molecular function (GO): phosphoric diester hydrolase activity
Source: RefSeq, a predicted model, not a curated record